AUGUGCUUGGGAAGUAGUGUUGGCAGUCGGGGUAUCCGUGGUUGGGCUCUGACAAGGUACCGGCAUCCAGGACCGAUGGCGCAGGGUUGGGCUGGCUUUUCUGAGGAGGAGUUAAGGAGACUAAAGCAGACUAAAGAUCCAUUUGUACCACAGCGAUGUCGCCCUGUGAACAAAAGUCGACAACAGCUUCAGCGAGAAAAAGCCCUUCAAGAGCAAAGCCAAAAACUUAGACUUCAAGAUGGAUCAACCUCAUUACCUCCAGAGCAACUGCUUUCUGCAACAGAACAGAGACUUAAUACUCAAAAACCACAUCCUUCUUUUCCUGCUCCUCCGAUCACAGUCACCUCUCCUAUUGGUGAUAGAAAACAACAGGUUGCUGAAAGUCAACCAAGAGAACAGGGGCUUGAGAAUUCCCAUGAUGGAAACUCCCACAAAAAAGCUGAGGUCCUGCCUCCAAAGCCAGAUUGCAAAUUGGAGAAAAAGAAAAUGGAAUUGCAAGAAAAAUCUCGUUGGGAACUCCUCCAACAAGAACAACGACUAAUGGAAGAGAAAAAUAAACGUAAGAAAGCUCUUUUGGCCAAGGCUAUUGCAGAAAGAUCUAAAAGAACUCAGGCAGAGACCAUGAAACUAAAGCGGAUCCAGAAGGAGUUACAGGCUUUAGAUGACAUGGUGUCAGCUGACAUUGGAAUCCUCAGGAACAGGAUUGAUCAGGCCAGCCUAGACUAUUCCUAUGCUCGGAAGCGGUUUGACAAGGCUGAAGCAGAGUAUGUUACAGCAAAGCUAGAUCUACAGCGCAAGACUGAAAUUAAAGAGCAACUCACUGAGCAUCUUUGUACGAUUAUACAGCAAAACGAGCUCCGAAAGGCCAAGAAGUUGGAAGAGUUGAUGCAACAGCUGGAUGUACAAGCUGAUGAGGAAACUUUAGAACUUGAAGUAGAAGUAGAAAGAUUGCUGCAAGAACAAGAAACAGAAGCAGGAAAACAAAUGGUUCAUAUAGAGAGGCCAUGUCAGCCUUCUGGGGACAAAGUGACGUUAGGAUUUCCUAAAGAGAACAGAAAGCAUCAAGAACAAACUGUUUCCCCAAAAUUAGACAAACAGUGUGAAAAGUCCAAUAGCAGUUUCAUUCUUAGUCCAAACUGCCAAAAUCAAGACAUUAAAACAACGGUAAAUGACAUUUCAACUGCUCUGCUCACGUGA
Messenger RNA from Orycteropus afer afer, 1197 nucleotides. It is a transcript of the gene GORAB, whose product is annotated as golgin, RAB6 interacting. The coding region runs from base 1 to 1197 and encodes 398 amino acids. The record is from RefSeq and is a predicted model, not a curated record. Gene Ontology annotation, biological process: non-motile cilium assembly. The transcript has 5 exons. NCBI's taxonomy places the organism in Eukaryota, Metazoa, Chordata, Mammalia, Tubulidentata, Orycteropodidae.